This is a messenger RNA of Psylliodes chrysocephalus, 453 nucleotides long. The record is from the annotation of a GenBank genome assembly. NCBI's taxonomy places the organism in Eukaryota, Metazoa, Arthropoda, Insecta, Coleoptera, Chrysomelidae.
AUGCAGUCAAGAAGAAAGCGGCUUGUGUCCAUGUGCCACAAAAACCAGGAAUAUGAGAUUGAUUCUUUUUCAAGUAGUCCCGUUCCUUCAAUACCAGAAGAAUUUAGAGUUUUUGACAGCCUGAAUACUGACGAUGAAUAUCUGCCUUCUGAUACAGAUUCUAACAACAGCGAUGCUCCCUUAUCUUUGCUGAAGCAAUCGGCGUUAACACAAAUAAAAGAGAAGGUACCUUCACCAGUGCAAGAAGAAAACCCUGGAACUUAUAAAAUCAGGAAACAAAGAAAAUCCGUUAAAGGAAAGACCAGAUCUAAAAAACUAGAAAGAAAGCUGAAACGAAACCAUGGCGAAGAAUACAUCACAGAGUCUGGAAAAUUGAAAAAGGCAAGAAUGUGUCAACCAUUAGACAGCUGUCGAAUGAAAUGUAGAGAGAAGUUUAGGGAUGAAGAAAGAUAA